Molecule: messenger RNA, 4616 nt
Organism: Macadamia integrifolia
Lineage: Eukaryota; Viridiplantae; Streptophyta; Magnoliopsida; Proteales; Proteaceae
Exons: 14
Coding region: 166-4263 (1365 amino acids)
Biological process (GO): protein phosphorylation
Molecular function (GO): protein kinase activity; ATP binding
Source: RefSeq, a predicted model, not a curated record
AAGCCUCCUUCUCAUGGUGCCUUCUCAUUACGAAGUUGAAAUUCCUUACCAAAGAGUCAAACCUGGUCUUCGGUCAGGCUACGCAAGCGUGAGGCUGCGAGAGACCAUACCCUUGCUGGCGAUCUACGGCUUUAUCUGAUCCCUACCUGAAAGAAAGGUCUUCGGAUGAUCAAAGAAGACUGCCUGUUCUCUGCCCUUUUCUUCUUGAGCUCUGAGAUUGAAGGUGUGAUGGAACCAUGUACCAACAAGACCAUAAGAGCCACAGCCGUGCUGCUCUUCUUCUUCGUUGCCCUCUCCUUCCUCGUCAGCUUCACCAGCUGCGCCGACAAAUCUUACCUCUCCCAUUUCUGCGACAACACUACUAUGUUCGCUAACCACAGUAACUAUCAAUCCAAUCUCAAUACCCUCCUCUCUUCUCUUUCCUCUAAUGCUACUUCCAAUUCCAACAACGGCUAUCGUAACGACACCGUCGGCCAGAGUCCCAAUACCGUUUACGGCCACUACUUCUGCAGAGGCGAUGCCACCCACGACGUCUGUCGUGAUUGCGUCAAAGCCGCCGCUACUGACAUUUUCCAGCGCUGCACCAACUGCAAAAUCGGAUACAUUUGGUACGACAUGUGUACUCUCCGCUACUCCAGCCAGAACUUCUUCACCACUGUCAUCGAUGCCCCUGCCGACUACAUCUGGAAUGAACAAAACGUCUCUGAUCCGACUCGGUUUAAUCAGCUAUUGGCAGAUACAAUGAACUUGGCCGCCACUACAGCUGCCUCCAAUUCUGAGAGAUUCAGCACUCGAGAAGCUAAUUUUUCGCAAUCUCAGAAGUUGUAUUGUUUGGCACAGUGCAGCCCUGAUAUAUCAGGGAUCGACUGUAAUAGAUGUCUUAUGGGUACCAUCGCUUUCCUUCCCAAUUGUUGUAGCGGCAAGGAAGCAGGAAGGGUUUUUAAUCCGAGCUGUAACAUUAGGUUUGAGAUGUCCCCUUUCUAUCGAGUCACAGCUUCAGCUCCGCCGCCUCCGAGCAACAGAACUUCCUCUUCUGCUCAUGAAAAACAAGAAAACUCGUCUAGCAAAUUUGUUGCCAUUAUGGUGCCAAUUGCUGCAGCAGGAGUGAUUCUCUUCUGUAUUCUGUGUUUGUUAAUCCGAAAGAAAAAGAAGGGCCUACCAAAGGGCAAUGAUGAAAAUGCAUUUAGAAGUGUGGCGUCAUUGCAAUUUGAGUUCAGUACAGUACUUGCAGCCACAAACAACUUUGCUGAGGUCAAUAAAAUUGGUGAAGGGGGGUUUGGUUCUGUUUACAAGGGUAUACUUCCCAACGGACAAGAAAUUGCUGUAAAAAGGCUCUCAAAAUACUCAGGGCAAGGUGCAGAAGAAUUCAAGAAUGAGGUUAUGUUAGUUGCAAAGCUUCAACAUCGCAAUCUGGUUAAGCUAUUGGGAUUUUGCUUGGAGGGAGUAGAAAAGAUCCUUAUCUAUGAGUUUAUACCCAACAAAAGCCUCGAUUACUUCCUAUUUGAUACUGAGAAAUGCAUGCAGUUAGAUUGGCAGAGACGUUCCAAAAUCAUAGGAGGGAUUGCUCGAGGGCUUCUUUAUCUUCAUGAAGAUUCCCGCCUUCGUAUCAUUCAUAGGGAUCUUAAAGCCAGCAAUAUCUUGCUAGAUGAAGAAAUGAAUCCCAAGAUCUCAGACUUUGGGAUGGCAAGAAUAUUUGGGGUGGACCAAACUCAAGCAAAUACAAACAGAAUAGUUGGGACUUAUGGUUACAUGGCUCCGGAGUAUGCAAUGCAUGGGCAAUUCUCAGUCAAAUCAGAUGUGUUCAGCUUUGGUGUAUUAGUUUUGGAGAUUAUUAGUGGAAAGAAGAACAAUAGAUUCUAUCAAACAGAUUUUGCUGAGGACCUUAUAAGCUAUGUAUGGAAACAUUGGAAUUCAAGAACAAUCUUGGAUAUAAUUGAUCCAAACCUGAGAAAAAAUUGUUCAAGAAGUGAACUGAUGAGAAGCAUUCAAAUGGGGUUAUUGUGUGUUCAAGAAGAUAUAGCUGCUAGACCCACUAUGGCGAGCAUAGUCCUUAUGUUAAGCAGCUUUUCAAUUACUCUUCCAUUACCCUCACAGCCAGCAUUUUUUGUGAGAAGUAGAAUGGAAUCGGAAUCAGAUCAAUCAAAAAGCAGGUCGACAGCAAUAUCCAUCAAUGAAAUCUCAGUCACUGAGUUAGAGCCCAGAAUUGGAGAAACAAUGGAACCAUGUAGCAACACAACCCCAAGACCCACAACAGUAUUGCUCUUCUUAUUCUUCGUUGCCCUCUCCUUCCUCUUCAGCUUCACCAGCUGUGCCGAACAAUAUUAUGUCUACCAUUUUUGCGAUAACACUACUGUUUUCGCAAAUCAUAGUACCUAUCAAACUAACCGCAACAUCCUCCUUUCUUCUCUUUCCUCCAACGCCACUUCCAACUCCAUCAACGCCUAUCACAACGCCACCAUCGGCCGGAGUCCUAAUACCGUUUACGGCCACUACUACUGCAGAGGCGACGUAACCCGCGAUGUCUGUCUUGAUUGCGUCAAGACCGCUGUUAAUGAUGUUCUCCAGCGAUGCCCAGACAGGAAAAUCGCAAUCAUUUGGUACGAAAUGUGUACGCUCCGCUACUCCAAUCAGUCCUUCUUCUCCACUGAAUCCGAUGACCCUGCCGUCUACUUGUGGAAUACACAGAACGUAUCUAAUCCGAAACAGUUUAAUCAGCUCUUAGCCACUACCAUGACCGACGCUGCCACUAAAGCUGCCUCCGAUUCUGAGAGAUUUGGCACUCGAGAUGCUAAUGUUUCCCAAUUUCAGAAGUUGUAUUGUUUGACACAGUGCAGCCCUGAUCUAACAACGAACGAUUGUGACAGAUGCCUUGUGGGUAACAUUGCUUCUCUCCCCAGUUGCUGUGACGGCAAGCAAGGAGGAAGGGUUAUUAAUCCGAGUUGUAACAUCAGGUAUGAGUUGUACCCUUUCUAUCAAGUCACAGCUUCAGCACCGGCUCCUUCGCCUACUCGUCUUGUUUCUCCGCCGCCUCCGAAUAACAGAACUACCACUCCUGCCAUUCCUGAGAAAAAGGGAAGCUCGUCUACAAAAUUUGUUGCCAUUUUUGUGCCAAUUGCCGCUGCCGGAGUGAUUCUUUUCUGUAUUCUCUGUUUGGUAGUCCGGAAGAAAAAGAAGGGCCCGUCAAAGGAUGAUGGAGAAAAUGCAAUUAAAAGUGCAGCGGCAUUGCAAUUUGAGUUCAGUAUGAUCCUUGUAGCCACAAACAACUUUGCUGAGGAAAAUAAAAUUGGUGAAGGGGGAUUUGGUUCUGUUUACGAGGGUAAACUUCCCAAUGGACAACAAAUUGCGGUCAAGAGACUCUCAAGACAAUCAGGGCAAGGUGCAGAAGAAUUCAAGAAUGAGGUUAUGUUAGUUGCAAAGCUUCAACACCGCAAUCUGGUUCGGCUAUUGGGUUUUUGCUUGGAGGAAGAGGAAAAAAUCCUUAUCUAUGAGUUUGUACCCAACAAAAGCCUCGAUUAUUUCCUAUUUGACCCUGAGAAAUCCAUUCAGUUAGAUUGGCAGAGACGUUACAAGAUCAUAGAAGGGAUUGCUAGAGGCCUUCUUUAUCUUCAUGAAGAUUCCCGUCUUCGUAUUGUUCAUAGGGAUCUUAAACCCAGCAAUAUCUUGUUAGAUGAAGAAAUGAAUGCCAAGAUCUCAGACUUUGGAAUGGCAAGACUAUUCGGCGUGGACCAAAGUCAAGGAAAUACAAACAGAGUUGUUGGAACUUAUGGUUACAUGGCUCCGGAAUAUGCAAUGCAUGGGCAGUUCUCAGUCAAAUCAGAUGUAUUCAGCUUUGGUGUAUUAGUUUUGGAGAUUAUAACUGGAAAGAAGAGUAGUAGUUUCUAUCAAACAGACUUUGCUGAGGACCUUAUAAGCUAUGCAUGGAAACAUUGGAAUGCAGGAACAACCUUGGAGAUGAUUGAUCCAAACCUGAGGGGAAAUUCUUCAAGAAAUGAAAUUAUGAGAUGCAUUCAAAUGGGGUUAUUGUGUGUUCAGGAAGAUGUUGCUGAUAGACCCACUAUGGCAAACAUAGUCCUUAUGUUGAGCAGCUUUACAGUUACUCUUCCAUCACCCUCAGAACCAGCAUUUUUCAUGCGGAGCAGAAUGGGAUCAGACAUGCUUAUGGAAGGGAAACAAAUGCAGGACACUGAAUCAGAUCAAUCUAAAAGCAGGUCGGCUCCAAUAUCUGUCAAUGAAGUUUCCAUCACCGAGUUAGAGCCCCGAUAAUGUCUCUGGAUCAAGGAUUAAAAAAAAGAGCAGUCCAGUGCACGAGGCAUCCGCUACUACAGGGUCGGUGGAUCAAGGAUAAUACAAAUCAACCAUAUCUUUGUGCAAAGAAAGCUAUUCAGGUUUAAUUGUGAUUUAUAAUAUUAAUGUUUGGUUUUGGUUUGGUUCACAACCGAAAAAUCAUCGGUUUCAACCGAAUAAAUCAAACCUUGAUCGGACCAAUACAAAACCAUUACACCUAUAUAACUCUUUGAUUUCAAGGAUUAUUAAAAGUAGAAUUAGAUUUCUGGUGUGUUUAAAUUGUUUUGAACAUAUAUAGUUUAUAUUAUAAGCCUUUUAAGGCAUUUGAAUGA